AUGUCUUCAAAGUACUCUACUCUCCCGGAUAUUGAUGAUCAGCCAGACGUUUACGAGACGCCUGAUUCAACUGACAAUGUUACCAACGUCUCUUAUGAAAACCAGUCAAGUGAUGAAGACGACAACGAGAAUGUUGUGAAAUCUCGUGUUUCUGUUAAAGAUGCUGCCAAUAGGUUCAAAGGAAGCAUUGUUGAUUCCACGGAUACUGAUUUCUCGGAUCGCCUGACUCGCAGAAAGAAGGCCAUGUACCGCACCUACGUUAAGCGUCCACCAGCCAUGGAAACAAAUGAAUAUGAAAUCUUGCCCAAGAACUUGUCUUUGGAUGAAACACCCUUACAGAAAUUGCGUCGUCUGAUGUAUGAAGUUCAGGAACUGAAUGAUGAAAUGGAGAAGGCAAAAGAACCAGCAGAUGCCAAAGAAACCAUUUCGCAAUCUGAUAUCCUUUCACAAAUAGCUUAUUUGCAAUCAGAUCUAGUCAGAAUGAAUCAACAGAUUGGAGAUGAUGGUUUGAGUCAAAAGUCAAAUUAUGGCAAAUCCAUCGAGGACGCAAAAUCACUCAUCAAGCAAUUGGAAGCAUUCAAGAAUAUACCUGCCACUACAGCAUCUGAUAAGAAGGAAGAGAGCGACACAGCUGUAUCAGAAAAGAGUGAUAAGAAUGAUAUGGUCACCUAUGAACUUUUCUAUACCCCUGAGACAGCCAAGAUGCAGAAAGAAAGCAAACUAUCAGAUAUUGAUGAGCGUAUUGCAAAGAUCGAGAAGCUUGUUGGAUCGAAUGCUGGUCAAGCUUUGGAUGAACUGCCACAAAACCUUGCUUCUACUUCGCUUGUCAACUCGCUCUCUAAAUUGGAACAACAAGUGCUUGUCUUGGCUCAACCUAGACAGUUGGAAAUGGUUGCUAGAAGAGUCAAGGUGUUGAACAGCGAUUUGGAUCGAUUGAAUGAAUUGAAAUCUAGUCGUAAGGAUACCUCCAGUUUGGGAUUUGGACUAUCCAGUGCCAUCAAUCCUCAAAAUACCCCUUCUGCAAAUGAAGCAGCCAAUAAGGAUAGCAAUGAUAAUGAGGCAAAGAUUAACAAACUAUUCGCAACCCUUGAAAAAGUGGACCCACUUUUGAAUUUAACGCCUGCCUUGUUGACAAGACUCAAGGCAUUACAAACAUUGCAUACAGAAGCCGCAUCGUUUGGUAAAUCAGUCAAGGUUAUUUCUGAGGAGCAGACCAGGAUGACGGAUGAGCUGAAGAGCUUGACUACAACUUGUGAUUUGCUCAAUCAGAGUUUGAAAGAGAAUGAUGAAUCAAUUAACAACAACAUCAAAGUUAUUGAUGAUAGAAUGACUGAUCUUAUUCAACGCAUGACUGCAUUAAGCAAUACAGAUGCUUGA
This is a messenger RNA of Mucor velutinosus, 1377 nucleotides long. Its product is annotated as retrograde regulation protein 2. Gene Ontology annotation, biological process: mitotic spindle organization. Lineage: Eukaryota; Fungi; Mucoromycota; Mucoromycetes; Mucorales; Mucoraceae. The transcript has 8 exons. The record is from RefSeq and is a predicted model, not a curated record. The coding region runs from base 1 to 1377 and encodes 458 amino acids. Gene Ontology annotation, cellular component: cytoplasm; dynactin complex.